AUGGACAAUAAUCAAUAUCGACAAAUUACAGGCAUAAUUGUUGGUUGUGGUAAUCGUGGUCAAAACUAUGCUCAAUAUGCUCGUCAUUUUCCCGAACGUUUUCGUUUAAUUGCUGUUGCUGAUCCACGACGAGUUGUACGUGAAAAAUUACAGAAACUUUAUUCACUUGAAGAUAAAUAUGUUUAUAAUGAUUGGCGUCGAUUAGCUGAUUCAAAUGUUGAACGUCUUGCUGAUUGUGCUGUAAUUUCAUUACCUGAUAAAGAACAUCAUGAAGCAGCAACACAACUAGCUAAAAAAGGUUAUCAUAUUCUAUUAGAAAAACCAAUGGCAACAAAACCUGAACAUUGUAAAGAAAUUGUUGAAGUUUGUAAAAGUAAUAAUGUAUUCCUAGCUGUUUGUCAUGUUUUACGAUAUUUACCAAUUGUGAAAAAAAUUAAAGAAUUAAUAGAUAAUAAUACUAUUGGUAAAGUUAUUUCAAUACAACAUAUUGAACCUGUUGGUUUUUGGCAUUUUGCUCAUUCAUUUGUACGUGGUAAUUGGCAUAAUGAAAAUGAUAGUUGCUUUUCAUUAUUAGCAAAAUGUUGUCAUGAUCUUGAUUUAAUUCAAUAUUGGAUGCAACCACGUCAAUGUACAAAUAUUUCAAGUUUUGGAAAAUUAAUGCAUUUUACCCCUGAAAAUAAACCAAAAGGGGCUAGUGAUCGAUGUUUGACUUGCUCAGUAGAAUCAACAUGUCCGUAUUCGGCAAAAAAAAUUUAUUUAGAAAAACCGAAUCGUGGAUGGCCAGUAGCAGUUGUUGUACCCGAUAUUGAAGAACAUGAAAGUUGGGAUGAUAUUAAAGUUAAAGUUAAAAAUGCAUUAGAAACUGGUCCAUACGGAAAAUGUGUUUAUGGUGAUUGUAAUAAUGAUGUUGUAGAUCAACAAGUGGUUAUAUUAAAUUUUGAUGAUGGAGCAACAGCAACUAUGCAAAUGGUUGCAUUUACUGAACAAAUAUGUCAACGUACAGCACGUAUAUUUGGUAGUCAUGGUGAAUUAACAUGGACAGGCGAAGAUACCUUAGUUCAUUAUGAUUUUCUUACACAAAAACGUAAAUUAUAUGAUGAAACUGAUCUUUCCAUUGCUGGUAUUAUGAGUGGUCACGGUGGUGCAGAUUUUUUUGCUAUGGAUUCAUUUGUACGUGCAGUAUCUUUGAAUAAGCCUGAAUUAAUUGGAACAGGACCUCAAGAUUCCUUAAAUAGUCAUUUAAUAGCUUUUGCUGCUGAAACAGCUCGAAAAGAAAAUCGUGUUUGCAACAUGAGUGAAUUUUUAUAA
This is a messenger RNA of Adineta steineri, 1308 nucleotides long. Lineage: Eukaryota; Metazoa; Rotifera; Eurotatoria; Adinetida; Adinetidae. The record is from the annotation of a GenBank genome assembly.